AUGAUUAUCGCCAUUUUAGCAAGGAGAAUUUAUCUUGAACUGUGUGACGAUAUUUUGGAAUACUAUUUUUUUGUUGCAAAGCAAUAUCCGGACAUCAACUUGGUUUCGUCAAAAAAAUACGGGUUUCUAUUUUCAUACUCAAAGGACGAAAACAUUGAUAACGCCGCUCGUUCCGCUUGUCCUCCUCCCCAAUUCAUACUUGUCAAGGAGGAAAACGAAAAGUUUCUUUAUGCUACCCUUGACCUUGUUUGCGUGUUUCGCUAA
Molecule: messenger RNA, 264 nt
Organism: Mitosporidium daphniae
Lineage: Eukaryota; Fungi; Microsporidia
Exons: 2
Coding region: 1-264 (87 amino acids)
Source: RefSeq, a predicted model, not a curated record